AUGAUCCACGUUGAAUGCGCGGCGUGGAGGGUCGUGCGUGACGUGGGGGUCAUGCGUGGGGCGGUCGCUGCCCUCAUGCAUCACAUCGUGGUAAAUGGCCCUUCCUCAGCGGAUCUGGAGGACAUCGACGCCGUCAUCGGGGAGGUCGCCAGGGACGCCGAGGCCGAGAAGAUCGCCGCCGAGAAGGCCGCCAAGACCGCUGCUGAGGAUGCCGCCAAGGGGCCCGACGAGGAGGCCGGCAAGGCCACUGCCGAGGAGGCCGGCAAGGGUCCUGCGGGAGAGGCCGGCAAGGCCGCUGCUGAGGAGGCCGGCAAGGGUCCUGCGGGAGAGGCCGGCAAGGCCGCUGCUGAGGAGGGGAUGAAGCUCCAAGCGCUCCACCGUGCCUGCCUGGACAAGGCGAAGUCCAGGAUGGUGGCGGUGGACAAGGCGGAGGCGGACCUCGCGGGGCACGUCGCUGAGACGCAGGCUUGGUUUCGCCAAGCUCAUGAGGAGCUGAAGGUUGCCCAGGACCUGCUGGCCGAGCGCCAGCUGGAGCUUGUCAUGAAGCAGGCUGACAUCGAAAAGGCCCAGGAGCUGGUGAAGGAGCAGGCCGCCAAAGACGAGGCCGCUCAGCACCAGCACCAGAAAGAAAUAUUUGAGUUAGAAGUUUAG
This is a messenger RNA of Aegilops tauschii subsp. strangulata, 651 nucleotides long. The record is from RefSeq and is a predicted model, not a curated record. NCBI's taxonomy places the organism in Eukaryota, Viridiplantae, Streptophyta, Magnoliopsida, Poales, Poaceae.